AUGCGUUUCACAACCAUCGUCCUCCCCGCCCUCGCCGGCUUCGCAUUCGCAGCGGAAACUAACCCCGUCGCCUCCGCAACAUCCGCCGCCGCAUCCAUCGCCUCUUCCAUGGCAUCAUCCAUGUCAGCGUCCGCAUCAUCCGAGUCCACCAAGACCGAGGCAAAGACCACCGGCACAGAGACGCAAGCAACAUCCACUGCUACGGGCGGAGCUGUUGCUAUCGGCGCCGGCGAGGCCGGUGGCGUUGUGAUCGCUGCUUUGGGGAUUGUUGCUUUGAUGCUGUAG
Molecule: messenger RNA, 285 nt
Organism: Alternaria arbusti
Lineage: Eukaryota; Fungi; Ascomycota; Dothideomycetes; Pleosporales; Pleosporaceae
Exons: 2
Coding region: 1-285 (94 amino acids)
Source: RefSeq, a predicted model, not a curated record